AUGGAGCAGAAGGAGCAAAACCAGGCGGACCUUGAGCUUGAGGGAAACGGAAAGCAUUCUGAGGUUGUUUCCAAGGUAAUUGAGGAGCGGGGGGUGGAACUUGAGAAGAACCCCCCUCAACAGUUUGACUCCAACGGAAAGCCGAAUGUUGACGUGUUCCCGAAUUAUAAGACUGAAAGGGUGGAGAUGGAUAAGGUGUUGCCGUUGAGUGGCCAGCGGUCACGCGCAGACGGAGGCAGUAGAGGCAUCAACGUCCAUGGAGGCGGCGGAAGCAUCGACGUCCAUGGAGGCAGUGGGGGUGGAACGACCGGAGGAGGAGUAGUUGGCGGUGGAGCUAAGACCGACGGAAGAGUGGCCGGUGGCAUGGCUGAGACCGACGAAGGAGUAGCCAGUGGCCACGUAUCCCCCUGUCCUUUUCUUCUUCGUCUGGUUCAGAGGAAAAGAGAGAGAGAGAGCCAGAGAGGAGAGCUUUUGGGGCGAGCUAUACACAGCCCUCGUCGGGGCUCCUCCGAUUCGGGCGGUUUGCCGAGCAGCGGGUCUGGAAACGGAACCCUGCAGUCUCGCCGUCUUCAUCUCCGCUUCCCCCUUUGCUACAGUUGCUCUCUAGGCGUUUCGAGCUACUGUAACUCUCGCUUACUCGUCCUCUACGUCUCCAAAACUACUGCGUUGCCGUUGUCUUCGUUUGCUCCGGAGAAGAUUAGCAGUAUGAUGAGACAAAUUGCAGUAACAGUGGCGAUGCUUUUGCUUGUUGCACUUGAGAUUCCAACCGGGCUAACCCUUCCAUCCACCGUACCUGCAUUUCUCUGGUCGCCCCUUGAAGAUGGCAAUGGAAUAAAGGAAGCAGUAAAUUAUCAAACUCUCUCUACAAAGGAUUUGGCCAAGUCUGUUCUGUCUGAAGGGGGCUGGUCAAACUUACUGUGUUCAGGGAAGGAAGCUCAACAACAUUCUGUAGAUGUUGCUCUUCUAUUUGGUGGGAGAGAGGUAGGAAUACGAAAAAGUUAGAACAAGAAUAAGUAGAUCUCCGAGUUUGAUUUCUUCUUGUUGAAUAGUCUCUGGCAAGAUAAAUGUCCUGUUUUGGGGUAAAACUAUGUUCGUGCAUUCCUGACUCCUCUGAAGUCACAAACUGUAAAAGUUAUGUGUACCAGAUUUUAUGGACCGAGUAUGAGUACAGUGUGCACUUCUUUUCCA
Molecule: messenger RNA, 1188 nt
Organism: Rhododendron vialii
Lineage: Eukaryota; Viridiplantae; Streptophyta; Magnoliopsida; Ericales; Ericaceae
Exons: 7
Coding region: 1-1002 (333 amino acids)
Source: RefSeq, a predicted model, not a curated record